Molecule: messenger RNA, 3358 nt
Organism: Tachysurus vachellii
Lineage: Eukaryota; Metazoa; Chordata; Actinopteri; Siluriformes; Bagridae
Gene: tdrd7a
Product: tudor domain containing 7 a
Exons: 18
Coding region: 103-3180 (1025 amino acids)
Biological process (GO): lens morphogenesis in camera-type eye; spermatogenesis; lens fiber cell differentiation
Source: RefSeq, a predicted model, not a curated record
UCACUUAAAAGAGUCGACCUAUUAAAACAAGGUGCCGAUUCAUUGGCGUUCACUUAUUAAUAUACUGAGCGCGUGGAGUCGAACAAAUUAGCAAACUUCAGGAUGUGUGACGUGGAGGUCAUAAAGAAGAUGCUGCGUGCCGUGCUGCAGAGCAGUAAGAGCGGCGUGGCGUUGUCACGUGUCCAGGCCGAUUACUGUUCUCUGACUGGAGACUUUAUCCCGCUGGCGCAGCUCGGCUACAGGAACCUCAUGCAGUUCCUCAUGAGUGUUCCUGAUGUGGUGCAGCUCCAACAAUCCCACACUGGAGAGGUGAUAUGCUUUGCAGGGGUGUGUAAAGAAACGGAACACAUCGCCCAGCUGGUUGCUCGGCAGAGGGAAUCCAAGAAAAACCCGCGCCGUUCUCAGCUGCUAAACUGUCACAUGAGACCGAAGUCUUCCUCUCUGUUUAUACGCAGUGCUAAUCCUCGCUCGUCCCUGAGGCAGCCUGGUCACAUGACCUCACACAGCUCCUGGUCACAGACUACAGGCUCACACUUCAGCCCGCGCGAUGACCAGCGACAGGUGUAUAGCACCAAACCAGGCUCCGCCCACCAGGGAAAGGAGCCCACAGGGCCAGUGAUCCAAAAGGCUGCGGCCACUCGGCCAUCCAGCAAGAACCAAAACACAGAGGGCGACGUGGAGCUGUUUCAGAGACGUGUAAAUCAGCUCUUACAGAAAUACAGCAGCGGUGUGUGGCUCUCCAAACUGCCUCAGCUGUACAGUGCCAUGUUCAAUCAGGAGCUUCCCUCAUACACACACACACUGCUGGAGAGCUGGACACAUGUCUGCACCGUGGAGAAGCCGGGUGGUGGUAAAGUCGCAGGGUAUCUGGUUUACCCCACCAAAGACCCAUCUUCAAAACCACACACCCCUCCACACACUCCUCCAUCUGCCCUGCAAAAAUCUUUCCAGAUCCCUAGUACCAGCCCACAGUCCCCAACGUCUCUGACUCUGAAGCCCCAGAGGCCAUUCACCCCUGAGUCCCUGGGUCGCUCCCUGCCCUCCCCUCCGGCCACACCCCCUGCCCCUCUGUCUCAGGAUGUGAAAGAUAAAGUGCGGGAGCUGCUGAGUAAAUACAGCCAUGGCCUGUGGGCUCACGCUCUGCCCCGCCUCUUUAAGGAAGUAUACAGGUGUGAUUUCCCACAGUCGCUGUUAGAUGAUCUCUCUCCUCUGGCCGAUACGUGCACAAUCGAAUACCCCAUGCCGCAGAAUCGUAACAAAGCCAUUUUAUACACCCUGCCCACUGUAAGUGUGCCCUCAAAGCCCCGCCCACAGCCCAAAUCAUGCAUAAUUGCCUACUGUGGCAACCCGGAGGUGCCUCAGCUGUCCCUGCCCAAGGAGGAGUUUCCAUCCGUGCUGGUGAUGGAGGUCAAGAACACCAACAACAUCAUAUGCAGGUAUGUGGGAAAGGAAUAUUCUCAGGCUCUGGAGAAGAUGGAGGAGGACAUGUUGGAGUUUUACCACAACACAGGGGCGGGGCUUAGCUUCACCUGUCCUACAGUUGGUCAGCUGGUUGCGGUUGCCUUGGAUGAGGAGACUGUGCUCCGAGCUCAAGUGCAGCAGAUCAAAGAGAAUGAUGUGAAGGUGUACUUCAUGGAUCACGGUUUCUCAGAGGUGGUUAACAGUGAGAUGUUGCUGCAUCUCACUGAUCAAUUUCUCACACUGCCGUUCCAGGCUACCAGCUGCCAACUCGCAGGUCUGGAGCUCUUUAGUGAGGAUGUGGUGGUGCUGAAGACACUGAAGUUGUUAGCAUGUGGCAGAACAAUGUUGGGUGAGCUGGUGGAUCCUGAGACUCCACCCCUCAUGGUGUUGUACGACACGUCUGACGAGAAGGACGUUAACAUAAACGCUACAUGCCUUAGAGCUCUGCAGGACAAAACCAUGCAGAAUCCACUGCAGGUGAACAGCUCGUACUCUAACGUGUGUGUGACGAAUGUGGGGUCUAACGGCAGUGUGUUCUGCCAGCUUCCAUCACGAGGCCUCUCCAAGCUCCAAGGCCUCAUGGACAAGAUUGAGUCGUACUUCCUGUCUCAGGUCUCAUGGGAGCUGCUGGUGUCUGAGCCGUUUUGUGGUAAAGUGUGUUUGGCACGACACACAGGGAAAUGGGCUCGAGUGGAGAUUACUAACCUGCACGGCAGUCGUGUUCUGGAUGUGGAGUUUGUGGAUUUGGGAUUUCCUGCUUCUGUUGAACUCAGUGAACUGAGAGAGAUUCCAGCAGUGUUCAUCAGAGAACUCCUCACCAUACCGACACAGGCUGUUAAGUGCCGUUUAGCUGAAGUGGACCGAAAUGAAGAAGUCUGGCCCCCAGAUGUUGUGCUGUGGCUCAGAGAGACACUGAUUAAUGCCCCUGAGUGCACAAUGAAGAUAUCUCGUCUGGACUCAGCAGGUCAGGUCCAUGUUUACCUGUUCCUUGGCCCUGAAGCUCAUGAUCCUACCUCCAGCAUUAAUCUGCAGCUCCAGUUAUCCUCUACCUCUGUUUGCCACCCCAUCGCCACCACGGCCCUGCCCCAGUCAGGUGGCUCCUCUCAGAGUUCUGCCUCUCCUGUCAUGCCUCCAGCACUGGAGCUGCCUGAGGAGGGGCAGACUUUAGACGUGUUUGUGUCAGUGGCCUGUCACCCAGGUCACUUUGUGCUACAACCAUGGAAGGAGCUGUACAAGCUGGUUGUGCUGAUGGGGGAGAUGAUCCUUUACUAUAACAGACAGGAGGCCACGCCCAUCACUGUCCAGAAGAACAACAUCUAUGCUGCCAAGAUUGACAGCAAUUGGCACCGUGUCUUGGUGAAGGGCAUGUUAUCAAACUCUCUGGUCUCCGUGUAUGAACUCGAUUAUGGAAAGCAUGAGGUCGUGUACACAUCAGAGCUCCGCCCCCUCAUUAAUGAAUUCAUGCAGUUGCCCUUCCAGGGAAUCACUGCCCAGCUUGCAGGAGUGCCACAUGGCAGCUGGAGCGAGGAAGCUGCCAUCGUUUUCCGCAACCACGUAGAGCGACAGCCGCUGGUGGCGCUGGUCCACUCUGUCCAUCAGGGGGCGCAGCCUUGGGAAAGGAAACUGUCUGUGUACCUGGUGGACACGUCUCAGGACAGCGACGUCUGGAUCCACAACAUCAUGGCUGAGUUCACUGACAAAACUAACAGUGAGGCAUAACGCUGCUCACAUGGUGCUGAACUUAUGUAUACUGUAUAAAUAAGUCACUAAAUAGUAUGUAGACUGUAAAGUAUACCUUAAGUCUCCUGACAUGCUGUUUGAGUGACGUUCUCUCUGGGACACGGACCUGAUAGUUUUAAUGUUCAUUUAUCUAAAAUACUUCUGUGACUUUAUUUAC